AUGCCAACCAACUCAAUCCUUUCUCCAGGCACCUCAUCUACAUACACACCACCCCCACUUUGCGGCCUCACGCCAAUUACUCCGACUAGACCACCACCUUUAUCACCUCAAAUGCAAACUCGGUCUAAGCACGGAAUAGUUAAACCAAACCCGAAAUUCGGUCUAUCCGCCAUCAUCCGUUCCCCGCUUCCCAAAAAUCACAAACAAGCCCUUUCCGACCCAAAUUGGAAUGCCGCGAUGCGUGAUGAAUAUAGUGCUUUAAUUGAAACGGGGACAUGGGAUUUGGUUCCUAGGUCUGCGGGGGUGAACAUUGUUAACUGUAUGUGGUUGUUUCGUCAUAAAUUGAAUGAUAAUGGUGAUCUUGAAAGACACAAAGCUCGAUUAGUCUGUGAUGGCAAGUCUCAGGUAGAAGGUGCUGAUUGUGAUGAAACCUUCAGUCCGGUUGUUAAACCGGCCACUAUACGCACAAUUUUGAGUUUGGCUAUGGCUCUUCAGUGA
Chenopodium quinoa (quinoa) is the source of this 498-nucleotide messenger RNA. RefSeq lists its product as uncharacterized. Lineage: Eukaryota; Viridiplantae; Streptophyta; Magnoliopsida; Caryophyllales; Amaranthaceae. The record is from RefSeq and is a predicted model, not a curated record. The transcript has a single exon. The coding region runs from base 1 to 498 and encodes 165 amino acids.